UUCCCCAAACCCAUUCUCCCCCACCGGCACCGUGCGCCCCAAAACUUGUAUGAGAGCUCUCCCUCUCUCACGCCUUUCUCUCUUUCUCUCUUGUCUCUCUUCUCUCUCACACGAGUUUCUGUACGUCUUUGCAAGAAAGGAAUGGAUUACGAAACAAAGGAUGUGGUCUGAGUUCCAUGAAAUGUGUGCUAAAGUAGGAGUAGAUCCCUUGGCCUCCAGCAAGGGCUUCUGGGCGUCGGUCACUCCUCCAUCAGUUGCUACCCCAAAUUGUGCGUUGAAUAGAUGGACGCCACUUUCGACUACAAGAGGAUAGUGGAACAUGCAGGUUCUUCAAAGGCAACUGUAUCCCAUCCCCUAAGCUCCUCACAACCACCUGCAUACCAAAGAUUUGAUGUUAGCAAGAUCAAGAAGUGAAAAGAUGUAAUAGUUGGGAUAAUUCAAUGCCGUGUUGAUGUAAUUGAUUGGUUUAGCCAGAUGUUAGUGAGAAAUUUUUUGUAAAGCUGACAAUUUUUACAUUUUUUUUUUGUAAUCAUUUUUAUUAUAGAAUUUGUCUUGUUUCAAGCUUAUGGGUUGUUG
Molecule: messenger RNA, 576 nt
Organism: Corylus avellana
Lineage: Eukaryota; Viridiplantae; Streptophyta; Magnoliopsida; Fagales; Betulaceae
Source: RefSeq, a predicted model, not a curated record